This is a messenger RNA of Pelagomonas calceolata, 1150 nucleotides long. NCBI's taxonomy places the organism in Eukaryota, Pelagophyceae, Pelagomonadales, Pelagomonadaceae. The record is from the annotation of a GenBank genome assembly.
CCACCUGAUUUUGCCCAAGCCAGGUUAGCGAGCGACCAUUGGCUGUGUUCACAAGCCGCUAUUGCUCACCGUGACCGCUGCCCUCGCUCGCUUUUGAUCGCUGAGGGUCAAGAGCUAUGCUGCGGCGAGCACUGCUAAUUGGCCUCGCCGCGCAUGCAGCAGCGGAGGUGCGCGUGCGAGCGCUGCCGCAGGAUCUCGUCGAGGUCGUGGUCGGCGCGACGACGCGCGUUCCGCAUGACACGAAUAACACUGACCGCGUCGUCACGACGCGCGGCCGCUGGGACGUGCGCUGGGGAGCAGGAGGCUUUGCUCAGGGCUCGUUUGCCGACGGGAUUGAUGAAGAGGGCGCCUGGCAUCUCGUCGACCCAACCACACCCCUCUCGGUGGCCGACCUCGCCGCCUUCCGGCUGCGCUGCCCGCCGAACUCGGCCUUCUCAAGGCUCGGCGACGGCGUCGUGCUCGGCGCGCGCUACGCGUCGCUCCUGGCGGCGCGGAAAGCCGGCGCGGAAGCGCGCACGGCGACUAUCGUCGCAAAGCGCGCCGCUUUCCUAGACACGCCCCUGCGCGAGGCCGUCGCGGCGGUCGUGAACGACACAGAAACGCGGCGGCCCGCGCCGGUCCGCGUGACCCUGCACGCGGCGAUCCGCGACCGGACCGGCGGCGCGCUCGUCUACCACGUGGCGAGCGACCGCGCGACCGCCCUCACGCUCCACAUGACGGUGCCCGGCGCGCUCGAGCCGCUGCUCUGGGAGUCGACGGUUUUGGUGGAUGGCGUCUCGACGCCGCUCGUCGACGUUGACUUCCGCGACGACGUCACGGCCUUCCGGAUCUCGGCGACAUUUACAGUUGAGGCGCGGGCCGUCGUCAAACUAGCGUACCGGGCGCGCUACCUCGCGUUCGACGAGUGGCCGCCCGACGUGUACCGGGGCGCGGACGUGCCCGCCGGCUUCAUCGCCUACGACGACGCGGCGGGCGACGGCGCGCUGGCCUUUUCGAACGCGUUGCUCGUGCAGACGCCGGAGAUGGACCUCUCGAUGCCGUUCAACGUCGCCACUUUGCAAGGGACGCUCGCCGCACUCCACGUCGGGACGGUCCUCGCGGCGCUCGUGCGGCGGAGCGCGCCGAUAAUGUAACAAAUCUUAAACUAGGG